AUGUCGACCCGCAUCGCUAUUAUUGGUCUUUCCUCCUCCGGUGAGGGAUGGGCUGCAAACGCUCAUCUCCCAUACCUACUCUCACCCAGAGGUAGGGAACGGUUCUCAAUAGUUGCUGUUUGCAAUUCUAGCCUGGAAGCAGCCAAGCGAUCCAUCGACCGACAUCAACUUCCCUCGCAGACUAGAACGUACGGAGAUCCUGAGGCUCUAGCGCAAGAUUCGGAAAUCGAUCUUGUCGUAUGUUGCACCCGUGUUGACAAGCACUAUAACGCAUUGCUGCCCAGCAUCAAAGCUGGAAAGGAUGUCUACCUAGAAUGGCCUCUCGCACAUAACUUUGAACACUCAAAAGAUUUGGUGGACGCUGCUCGACGUAGUGGGAGCAAGACUUUUGUCGGGCUGCAAGGCCGUUUUGCACCAUCACUUGCCAAGCUCAAAAAUGCCAUCUCCGAAGGCCGGAUUGGACUGAUACUCAGUGCUGAAGUCCGAGCAACUGGCGCUUCUUCCCAUCCUGACGCAUUUCCUCGUCGACUUGAGUAUUUUACCGACAUGAGUAUUGGUGGUAACAUUUUCACCAUCUAUUUCGGCCAUAUCUUCGACCAGGUCCAACACGUCUUAGGCACCAGCACCAGCAUUCGUAGCAAGCUCCAAAUCCAACGGCCGAACAUCCGCAUCGUCGACCCAUCUUCAGGCGCCUCACUCAAAACAGUGAUAUCAGACGUACCCGACCUAAUCAUGCUUCACAGUCAAGUAAAGUCCAAGCAAGCAGUGCAAGGAGCCGCCCUGUCUUGUCGGUUUCGGCUCGGGUCGCCGUUUCCAGGUGAACCAGCGAUGGUAUGGUCCGUCAUAGGUGAGCGAGGAGAACUUCGUCUAACAGCUUGGGGCUCAACCACAUUGCAAGCUCAUGGGUACGACAAGCCUGUAGUUCUUGAAGUUCGCGAUUUUGCUACUGAAAAAGUCGAAAAUUUGGAUUGGGAAUGGUCAGAUUGGCAGAUGAAGUUACCUGUCACUGCAAGAAGUGUUGGGCGUUUGUACGAGGCUAUCGUUGCAGGCACUACUGACGGUUUGGUCACGUUUGAGGAAGCAUUGGAAGGCCAUUUACAGCUCGAAGAAAUGAUGGAAGCAUACCAAAUGGGAUCGUAG
Molecule: messenger RNA, 1140 nt
Organism: Clonostachys byssicola
Lineage: Eukaryota; Fungi; Ascomycota; Sordariomycetes; Hypocreales; Bionectriaceae
Source: the annotation of a GenBank genome assembly